Messenger RNA from Melanotaenia boesemani (Boeseman's rainbowfish), 2853 nucleotides. RefSeq names its product double C2-like domain-containing protein alpha. The record is from RefSeq and is a predicted model, not a curated record. The coding region runs from base 236 to 1600 and encodes 454 amino acids. The transcript is spliced from 12 exons. Lineage: Eukaryota; Metazoa; Chordata; Actinopteri; Atheriniformes; Melanotaeniidae.
UCUCUCUCUCUCUCUCUCUCUUUCUCUUGACUCCCUCUAUCCUCCUCUUCCUUCACCAUGCCGCUCUCCCCUCUGCUUCUCCUUUUCAUCUCAACUUGAACUAUCCGUGCAUUCAAUUUUUAAUGAUACGCGUAGAGCUGGCUCAGUCUCUCUCCCCGUCUCCCUCUGCUCUCUGCUUCCUUCUUCAUCACCUGUUAGUCUCCCUCUCCUCGCCGCUCUGGAAUCCCCCUUUUUUAUGAAGAGUUUCACUUUCGUUCUAUCACUGAGCCCUAUGACCGUGCGAAAAGGAAAUCGUCUAGGCAUCUCCAUCCAGGAGCACAUGGCCAUCGAUGUCUGUCCAGGCCCCAUCCGCCCCAUUCGUCAAAUAUCCGCCUAUUUCCCUCGCCUCUCGCCCACUUCCUCCUUCUCGGAGCCACUCUCACCCAAUCAGUUGACAGCCCCCACUGCACUCAGCCCAGGCAGCGCAGGUCAAGGUGGAGGGGCUGUCGGAGGAGGAGGAGGAGGAGAAGGAGUAAGCAGAGGUCUUUUGUCUCCGCUGCUACCAGGAGCAGCAGGAGGAGGGGGGUCACUGUCAGCCAUGAGCAGCAUGGACACCUCCAUUGAGAUUGACAGCUGUGACAGCGAUGAUAACACCUCCUUGGGGACUCUAGAGUUUGACCUACUGUAUGAAAGAGCCACAAGCUCUUUACACUGCACAGUCCUCAGAGCAAAGGGUUUGAAGCCAAUGGAUUUCAAUGGUUUAGCUGAUCCCUACGUCAAGCUGCACCUGCUGCCGGGAGCCUGCAAGGCUAAUAAACUGAAAACCAAAAUUGUUCGAAACACGCUGAAUCCUGUGUGGAAUGAGACUCUGACCUACUGUGGCAUCACUGAAGAGGACAUGUACCGCAAAACUCUCCGGGUGUCUGUGUGUGAUGAAGACAAGCUGACGCAUAAUGAGUUCAUCGGGGAGUCGAGGGUGGCCUUGCGCCGUGUGAAGCCUGACCAGACCAAACACUUUAACAUCUGUCUGGAACAUCCACCUCCUCUGCCUUCACCAACUGCGAUGAACACAGCCCUGAGAGGAAUCUCCUGCUACCUGAGAGAGUGGGAGACUGAGCAGCAGAGAAGUCUGGAGGAAAGAGGCCGUCUGCUGCUCUGUCUCCAGUACCUCCCCCCAAACAGUGAAAGUGAUUUGAAGGGCGAGGCCAAGGAGCGCGCUCGUGGGGGGUUGUGUGUGGGCGUCAAACGCUGUGCCCACCUGGCAGCCAUGGACGUCAAUGGUUUCUCCGACCCCUACGUUAAAACGUAUCUGAAGCCAGACGUUCAGAAAAAAUCCAAGCAUAAAACAGCAGUCAUAAAAAAGACUCUCAACCCUGAAUUUAAUGAGGAGUUCUUCUAUGAAAUUUCCUUCUCUGAAUUAGCCACCAAGACUCUGGAGGUCACAGUGUGGGACUAUGACCUGGGAAGGUCCAAUGACUUCAUAGGGGGUGUGUCCUUAGGGUGUCACUCACAGGGAGAAACUCUGCAGCACUGGAUAGACUGUCUGAAGAACAAGGGCAAGAAGGUGGAGCGCUGGCACACUCUGACCAACGAGUUGCCUGGAUCUAUGCUCCAGGAAUGAUCCGAGCAUCCUUCCUCGAUUCUGAGGCUUGAGGGACAACCUGAAGACCCGGGAUGGAAGAUGUUUCAUCGCAUGCUUGAAAGUUUUUCUGCAUGACUGUGAUGGAUUUAUAUCCUACUUACUAUGUGUCAUUAAAUGGGUUUGUGAUUCAUAACACCAUACCCACAUUGAAUUCAAAUCUGGUAAGCUGUUCCCACCAAAGAGCACAAACUAUGAGAAUAAGCUUAUUAAUAUUCAUAGGAAUUUUUUGUCCCUUUUUAGGAAUUUAAUGUCAGAAUAAAUGCACCUCUGCGCUGCUCCAAACUGGACAGGUUUUAUUGAACAAAACAAACUGAAAUUCUGCACAUAUGUGUGAUGAGGGAGGAGGUUUAAUCAUUCUGCAGUUUGUUUGCUUUCAACAAAUUCAGUUAUUUUCAUUAACUUCUGACAUUAAAAAUCCACGAUAAUGAACAUCUGUCAUACAGCGCACAAAACUUCUCCUUUGCAAUAAUGUUUUCCCUGAUGCUUCCGGAGAUUUCCAAGUGGUCUUAACACUGUCAGACAUUUUACAUCUAUUGAUCCGACUGUCAUUGGAUCGCCUGCAGAUAGCACAGCCUGAUAAGAAAAUUGGCUCUUUUCAUGUUAGUGCUUUGUGUGAGUUGUUUGCAUGUUUGGUGUUAAUGGAGCCAGGCUCUGCUGCGGAACAACACGUUCUUCAUUGUGUUGUUUCCAGUUCUCUUCAGGUGUGUUGCUUUGAUAAAGUGAAGAGAUUUUUAUUUGAUUUUGUAUUGUUCGCAGUCGUUUCAAGUAUCAGCUCUGUUAUCACUGUGUCAGUUACCUGUUAAGGACAAGUUGAUGUUGACGUGAUUUUACUCCAUAAAGCAUCAUUUGUAAAGAAGAGGACAGUGAUGUAAUUAACAGAAAGGUUUCACAGCGACAUUGUUUUUUGAGAAGGUGUGGCUAUAGUCUGCUGCACCAAAUGGCUUUGUUUACCUCAGAUGAAUUACAGAUGGUGUAUAGAGAUCAAUAUUGUCUGGUAACUCUCUAUAUCUGCUGCUGCUUUACCCUGGUUUCCAUUAACUAUGAGGUAAACAAAAGAUGCUGAAAAUAAGUGUUGUUUAUAUGUAAAUAUAUAUGGUGUUUCACUUGUUUUUGAUAUUUGUCUUUUGGGAGAUGUGCAUGAUUUCUUCCUUUUCAUUUUAUAUAUAAAACACUCAUGCACUUAUUGUGUGUGUUGUUAAAUUUGUAUUAUAACGUACUCUGGUUCCAAAGUG